Messenger RNA from Drosophila serrata, 1363 nucleotides. RefSeq lists its product as uncharacterized. Lineage: Eukaryota; Metazoa; Arthropoda; Insecta; Diptera; Drosophilidae. The record is from RefSeq and is a predicted model, not a curated record.
GUGCCGGGAGAGGUUGUGGCCAAAACGAAACUAUGACUGAUGAGAUUGUGAAUCCCAACGAGAAUCUGAUCAUUCCCGAUUGGAUCAACGAGAAGUAUUUCGAGAAGGUUUUGGUCCAAGACGAACCGGAUCAUGUGAAGGUCCUUAAGUUCACACCAGUGGCUGCGAUUCCUCCGGGUGAGAACUUCACCUCGACCAUGCUCAGGAUCUACUUCAAAUUGGAAAUGAAGGAUGGCUCUGUCAAAACCAAAACGUACAUCUUUAAGACAAUGCUCCCGGAAGAGCGUGGAGGCAAUGACAUCAACGAUUUCGGUCUUUUCCCCAAAGAGGCCAAGAUGUACGAGACAUAUCUUCCAGCCUUCGAAGCACUUUACAAGGAUGCCGGAUGGAAUAUACAAUUAGCGCCGAAAUGUCUCCACACCGAGGAGCGAGACGGAGACAUCUACUUCAUCUUUGAGGAUCUGAAAGUAAAGCAGUUCAAGAAUGUGGAUCGUACAAAGGGCCUGGACAUGGAGCACAUGACGAGGGCACUUCAGAAAUUAGCUGAGUAUCAUGCAGCCAGUUCGGUGUACGAGGAGCAGAAUGGCCCCUAUCCCAAGGAAUUUCUGGAAGGAUUUGUCACCCGUGAUGUUAAAAAGUUUCACGUAGAUGGAUUUAAUCUCAAGGAGAAGUCUUUUAAGAAAGCCAUGCUUACCUGGGGCAUGGAGGAUGCUGAUAAAUACGUGAAAACCUUUCCAACCACGGAACAGUAUUGGGCCCAAUGUCUGAGUACCCUGGACUUGGACCUUAAUGAGUUCAAUGUCCUCAAUCAUGGAGACUUCUGGUCGAGCAACCUGAUGAGCAGCUAUCUUCCCGAUGGCAGCCUGGACGAACUCAUUCUUAUCGACUUCCAGAUAACUAUGUGGGGCAGUCCGGCUAAGGAUCUGCUCUUCUUCAUCAUCCUGUCGGCUGCCACGGACAUACGCCUAAAGGAGUUCGACAACUUUGUCAGGAUCUACUGGGACCGCCUAGUCGAAUGCCUUAAAGUGCUGAAGUUCAAGAAGCCUUUGCCCCAGCUCAGAGAUUUACAGAGUUCCAUGUACAAGAAGACCCACUCAUUCUACGCUUUCUUCGGUCUCAUGAAUCAUCUGCCCAUUAUCCUGUUUCCCACUGACAAGGACAGCAACUUGCACAACUUAUCUGCGGAAACAGAGGAAGGCGAAAGCCUUCGACUGCGGAUGCUUUCCAAUCCCGCCUUUGGUAGCGUAAUGAAAGACCUGUAUCCCUUCCUCUACAAUAAGGGUAUUCUAAACUAUGAAGAUUACGAUGUGUUAUAAUUAUUAAGUUUAUAACUGGCAAUAAAUCGUAGACAAGUAUCACGCAA